Molecule: messenger RNA, 3326 nt
Organism: Oncorhynchus keta (chum salmon)
Lineage: Eukaryota; Metazoa; Chordata; Actinopteri; Salmoniformes; Salmonidae
Product: stromelysin-3
Exons: 8
Coding region: 336-1727 (463 amino acids)
Biological process (GO): proteolysis; collagen catabolic process; extracellular matrix organization
Cellular component (GO): extracellular matrix
Molecular function (GO): metalloendopeptidase activity; zinc ion binding
Source: RefSeq, a predicted model, not a curated record
AAAUGGAGGGAAGGGAACACGAUGGGCUCACUGUUUGGAUAUCUCUUUGUGAAUAAAACCCACGUCCCUUGAUUUUUCUUCUUGUUUUGCGCCAUUAGUUCUGUCCUCUGGCCAAAUUGACUGCUAGACACUGUGAGACCAGAGAGAUUACUAGCCUCAGUUAAAUAGCAUCCACCUGUUGAAUUAGGCUACAGCAGAUCCACAUCACUGGAAGGCUCCAAUGAAAUGCCAAGUUAGAACGCUUUGAAAAGCCCUCCCUCUUGAAAGGUGAUUGGUUUCUGUAAAGCAUCUGCAAAACAGAGGAGGGUUCCUGAGGACCAUAAAAAAAUGAGAAAAUGAAUACGAUCAGUUCAUGCAAGGGAUGGCUCCAGAGGUCUGAUCUCCACAACCUGAAGAAGAGAGGAAGAGCCCAUCCUCAGGACACACUCAAAGACACAGCCUUGACCAGAGGAGACCCUAUAAGAGCAGCCCUGGUAACUAACAGCACUGAGGUGUCUAACCGCCCCCGCUGUGGCGUCCCUGACUACCCCAUGCUGAAAGAUGUCCUCUACAGGGGGAAACACAGGCAGAAACGAUUUGUCCUGUUCGGGGGGCGCUUGGAGAAGACUGACCUCACCUACAAAGUGGUUCGCUUCCCCUGGCAGAUGAGUGAGGACAAGGUGCGGCGUGUCCUGCAGGAAGCACUGAGAGUGUGGAGUGAGGUCACACCCCUCACCUUCACUGAGGUCAGCAGUGGAAAGGCUGACAUUGUCAUCGACUUCACCAGGUACUGGCAUGGAGAUAACCUGCCCUUUGACGGGCCUGGGGGCAUUCUAGCCCAUGCCUUCUUCCCCCAGACCCACAGGGAGGGCGACAUCCAUUUUGACUAUGAUGAAGCAUGGACCCUUGGCAACUACAUGGGCACAGACCUCCUCCAAGUGGCUGCUCAUGAGUUUGGGCAUGUUCUGGGCCUGCAGCACUCCCGGGAACCGGGUGCAGUGAUGUCCCCUUAUUACAGCUUCUCCUAUCCCCUGGAGCUGAGCGAGGAUGACAAGCUGGGGAUCCAAUACCUGUACGGCCAUCGUCCACAUAUCCCGCCCCCAUCUCCACUAUCACCACCGCCACAAAUCACCACAGAGACCAAUGAGAUCAUUAGUAGUAUCCCUGACGUCUGCCAGACAGACUUUGAUGCUGUGUCUAUGAUCCGCGGGGAGCUGUUUUUCUUUAAAUCAAGCUAUGUGUGGCGCAUUCGGGAGGGGCGGCUGGAGGCGGGCUACCCCGCGCUGGCGUCCCGCCAUUGGAGGGGGAUUCCAGAGAGCAUUGAUGCUGCCUUUGAAGACCAAUCAGGGAGUAUCUGGUUCUUUCAAGGUCAAAGCUACUGGGUGUUUGAUGCAGAGAGACAGAUCACAGGGCCAGAACCUGUGCGGAGGCUCGGCCUGUCAGUCUCCCACAUCCAGGCAGCCCUGCUCUGGGGCCAGGACAGCAGUUACAACACCUACUUAUUCAAGUCAGGCAGCUACUGGAGGUUCAGCCCCAAGGAGAACCGCGUCCACUCUGUCUACCCUCGCAACAUGCAGGACUGGAGCGGCAUCCCCAGUGAUGUAGACGCAGCCUUCAAGGACCAACACGGCUAUGCCCACUUUAUCCGAGGGAGGCAGUACUGGAAGUUUGAUCCUGUGGAGAUGAAUUUACUACAGGGGUAUCCUCGCUAUAUUGGAAUGGACUUCUUUGGCUGCCUAAAUGCAUGAAUAAUCAGUAUUAAGUGAUGCCGCUGUCUCAAGAUCAAACCCAAGUCCAGGUUUAGUCCAACUAUGCUCUCGUACUGAUGGUCUUCAAAUACAACAUUGUAAUAUUGUGCAUUUUUUGGGGAACAAGACCAUUGCAUCGACAGAGGCUUCUUCAUCUUCUUCCAAAUGUUGAAGAAACAAACUAUUUAGAAAGAGACUUUAUUUCUUUUACUUGAGUGAGUUCCAAAAAACGUGUGUUCUUCCUCAAAUAUGUUUUUGUUUAAUCAUGAUCUUAACACUUUGAACGGACUAGAUCCUUUUUUUCUUCUCAGGGAAACACAAAUUCAAAUGUUUCCUCAGAGGUUGGACUUCAUGUGCAGCUAUGUACUUGUAUUUAUUUGUUACUGGGUUCGGUUCUAUGGUCAGAAGUUGCAUUGUUCAAGACCAUGGACUGACAGCACAGUGCCAUCUACAGUCCAGUACCAACCAAUUGCAGGAGGUUCUUUUUAACUAUAUUAUGAUGUAUAAUUUACUCCAGAGAUGUUGCAGCAUAAACAUGUUUGCUUUAUUCUUAAAGGGAAAUAUGUCUAAAGCACUGCAAUUAAGGUGCUAAAUCUGUUAAUCACUGACAAUCAGGGACACCGUUUGUUCUCAAAUGUUAUGAACACUUACUCACAGUCUUAUAUGUAUGACAUCAAGUACAUUAUCUCGUCACAUUUAAUUUCUCUCUAAGAUUAAUAUACUUAAUUCAAUAAUGUUCCAUCCAUGGUGCUCUCAGUCAGUGCAAAGGGAUGGGGUGAACUUGGUGCUGCAUUAUGUGAAUCUAAGCCAUGAGGAUAAGUUACUUUUUGGAUGACUGCAGUUUGUCAGUGCAGGACACUGAUAUAUCUGCUUUACUGUAAAAUACACUACCGGUCUAAAGUUUUAGAACACCUACUCAUUCAAGGGUUUUUAUUUAUUUAGACUAUUUUCUACACUGUAGAAUAAUAGUGAAGACAUCUAAACCAUGAAAUAGCACAUACUGUAUGGAAUCAUGUAGUAACCAAAAAAGUGUUAAACAAAUCAAAAUAUAUUUUAUAUUUGAGAUUCUUCAAAUAGCCACUCUUUGCCUUGAUGACAACUUUGCACACUCUUGGCAUUCUCUCAACCAGCUUCACCUGGAAUUAUUUUCCAACAGUCUUGAAGGAGUUUCCACAUCAUAAAUAUAUAUUUAGAUUUGUUUAACACUUUUUUGGUUACUACAUGAUUCCAUAUAUGUUAUUUCAUAGUUUUGAUGUCUUCACUAUUAUUCUACCAUGUACAAAAUAGUAAAAAUAAAGAGUAGGUGUUCUAAAACUUUUGACCGGUAGUGUAUGUAUUUGUGAUAUUUUGUGUUUGACAGCCAAUAGCUGCAGCCUGGUGGAUAACUUGUUUUUAGUCUGUCUCUUCUAACAUUUCGAGUGUUGACUAUAGAGCUCAGAAGUAUUUCAGGACAUAAUUGAUCUUUAAUUAAAAGAGCCAUUAUAUCGGUUCUAAUUACAUAUUAACAUGUUUUUCUACUCAAAUGUCACAUUUACUAUGUAAAUACAAAUAUAUGAAUUCUGUACUGUGUUUUGGUACAAAUAAAAUAUUUCAGCCUGA